AUGUUAGAAUCUCGCGAGCCUCAUCUGAGACCAAACAGAGGCUUGGUGAAUGGAGAGAAGGGUUUCUACAAAGGUUUGUGUUACUCGUAGGUUUAUCGAUAACUUCAAAGUAUAAGCUCUUAACUCUAUUUUUUUCUUUUUUCUCCCAAGGAAAAAUCAAACAACAUAAGAUGAUAUCACCUAUAAUGAUCGACAAUCAAAUUGUAAGUAGUUUUCUGUUGUAGCCCCUUUGGGGGAGGGGAGGGGAGGAUGAGUAAGAAAACGAUAAUUCAAGGGUAUGGAUUUAAUUAUAUAACUGGACAUGCCGUCUCUCAGUCUCUAUAUUAGGGAGCUUGAAUCAUUUUACGUAUCUGGGUAGAUCUGGGUAAGUGACCUCCUACCCUUCCCCCAAACCAACAUCAACACUUACUUCUCUGCACUGAGGACAAAAUGUUGAUUUAGGGGAUGGGUAGGUGGUCAGUUACCCAGAAACGUAUAAGAGGGUCUCAAUGGGGUGGUGGCUUUUACGGUUAUCGGCUAAAAUUUUGGCUCUUUUACGGCUAUCGGUUAAUUUUUUUCCGUUACGGUUAACAAAAAAGUUAAAAAUUAACUUCUGUUGUUUCAAAAAGUUAAAUAUUAUUUAACCUGUAUUUUUUUUGUAUCUUUAAAUCAAAAUAAAGGUCUUCGGAUCAUCUCGGGUGAAAUAAGCUAUUCUUUUGAAAGAUUUUAACAUUUGAUAGAUCAUACUUGUUAUAAAGUAUUCCACUUCUAAUGUUAUCUUACACAUAGAAAUGUCAAUAGUCAAUUUAAAAAUAAUCUUUGUGAAAAAGCAAAACUGAGCAGACACGCGAACGCCCAACUCAAGGCCGGAGUACGACAUUCAUUAUAACACUAAUGGCCGUUUUCACACUAGAGACGGAUUAUUCGUGUGAGACGGGUUAUCCGUUUGAUUAUUCGUCGUGUCAGAUAGGUAAUACGUCUUAAUUUGAAAAUGAAAUAGUUUUAAUUUUGAAUGAACAAUCCGCCUGACUUUUGCAGACGGGAUUAUCCGUUCCAGAUAGCCUGUGUACAGUCACCCACUCCCCUCAGAAAAAGUCGGAGAAGGGGUGUCUGUGGGGAGGGCGCGACUGUACAGAGACUAGUCAGACGGAUAAUCCAUUUCUAGCUCUAGUGUGAAAACGGCCAAUAACAAAAUUACCGAGUCCAGUGUUUUUAAUGAUAGCAAAGGACUGUACGGAACGACCGUCUGCCGUUGCCUUGUCCGUAGGCCUCAUUAUUCCGCGCGGCUAAUUCUUUUCGGGUCACGUGGUCCGAGCGAGUUCGCCACCGAAAUGCCUUGACCGAGAUUGCGUGGGAAGACGCCGUACAGGGAUUAGGCAUGGCCAUGUCUACCGUAGCGUCAGAGAAAAACAGGGAAAUGUUGUUCAUCGGCAACGUGUUUUACAAACAGAGACAUCUCUGCGUACUGUUUCACUAGUGUUUCGAGGACACGACCUCCUGAAUAUUAAUCCGCAGCAAGAAGCCACACUUUCGCUUUGGAAAAAAUUAGUUCCCCAGGAGAGCGGCGGAAAUGGAGCCUAGGUCUUGGUCAACAACUAAAAGGCGCUUCGCCUAACGUGCGUACGGAAUCACUCUAGCCAGCAAAUAAAAAAACGCAACCAUAAGUGAGUUUAGUACCUUCAUUAAAAGUAACAAAUCUAGGGAACAGUUUCUUUUACGGUUAACUCUUUUUUACCCUAUUUACGGCUAACGGUUAAAAUUUUUCAAUUUUUACGGCUAUCGACUAAAUUUUUUGCCGUUUUACGCCUAUCGGUUAACCCCAUUGAGACCCUCGUAUAACGAUCCGGGAGCUUAAGCAACGACGACGUCGACGUCAACGAGAACGGCAAAAAAGCAAUUGGUUUAGAUUUGCAAAACAACAACUUUGCACGUGCGUCACGCUUUUUUGUACAUUUCUUUGCCGUCAGUGCACGACUACGACAUGAAAAUGCCUAAUUUUACGUUUUGUGGAGGACGUGAACAUAAGGUAACGACUUUCUUUUUGUUUUCCUGAACUUUGAUGCAGUGUUUUAGAAUUCAACUCCAGAAAAAUUUGCCAACAUUUGACGAACUGAACGAGAUGGAAUAAGCGCGAGAAAGUUUGAAGCAGUGCGACUUCACUUUUUAAGUGACGUAUUCGUUGCCGUCGCCGUCGUUGUUGCCUAAGCUCCCUAUUAUGACUCAAACAACCUGUUUAUUUACCAGUUGUCUUGAUAAACGUUGGGUGUUUCCCGCUUUUUAUUUUAACUCCUCGUCUCUACUGCUCCUUUAAACAAAAUUUUUUUUUCUUUAGGCUCCUCCAGAUGGAAAAAGGUUUGACGGCAAAGCUGUUGACCCAGGUAACUGGUUAGCAUUAUUUAAGAAUAACAUUAACAGAUAAAAGGAUUACCCGGCGGACAUUGCCUUGGAAAUAAAUGGCAAUUGCACCUUUUUACUCUUCUUAAUUGGCUGAAAAAUCUUGCACCACCUUCCCAACUAAUCCCGAAUAAAAACCGAAAACAAAACUAGCGGCGUCUAUUUCUUCGAGUUUUAAUUGGCUUGUUUGAAUUUGUGCUGGCGUAUCGUUUGCUCGACACUUAUAGCUGAAGGUAGUUAUAAUGUUUUUCAUCAUCUUUCCUUCAUAGUUUCCGGAAAAUUAUACGCCUUUAACAAAACAACUGGUGAACGCAUGUGGAUACAGGACAUGCGCGAUAGUAGAAAUGGGCCCCAGUCCUAUUACGCCAACCGCAACACGCAAUCAAGGUUUAGUGAUUCCCAACACAGAGUACAAGACCUACCCCCACCCCGAGCGUCGAUAGAGACAGUACACGGGCGAAACAACAGGGCGAAUCGUCUGCAGUUGCCAGGGACACCAGAGUAG
Porites evermanni is the source of this 2878-nucleotide messenger RNA. NCBI's taxonomy places the organism in Eukaryota, Metazoa, Cnidaria, Anthozoa, Scleractinia, Poritidae. The record is from the annotation of a GenBank genome assembly.